UCUUGUUUCUCUUCUCUGUGUGUCUGUGUGUGUUAGUACAUACAUAUACAUAUUAUUUAGUAUAGGGAAAGCGGCGCGGGGCGGCCAUGCAUAGCAACGGUAAAGAAAAGGUGGUGGUGGAGGUGGUGGCGGCGCACAACCUGAUGCCGAAGGACGGCGAGGGGUCUUCGUCGGCGUUUGUGGAGGUUGAGUUCGAGAACCAGAGGCAGAAAACACAGGUCAAGCACAGAGACCUCAACCCCGUCUGGAACGAGAAGCUCGUCUUCCACGUAAACGACGUCGCAGACCUCCCUUACCGCACCAUUGAAGUCAACGUUUUCAACGAGCGGAGGUCCAACAACAGCCGCAACUUCCUCGGCAAAGUCAGGGUUUCCGGCUCCACCAUCGCUAGGGAGGGCGAGGAGAUGCCCCAGCUUUACACGCUCGACAAAAGGAGCCUCUUCUCGCACGUGCGGGGUGAGUUGAGUCUCAAGCUUUAUCUCUCCACAAAGGAGGAGGUCAAACAGGUUAUCAAUGGCGGCGGAACCGGAGCUGUCGUCUCCGGCGGCGGUGGUUCCGGCGGUGUGGUUUCUAAGAAAAACAAGAAGAUGCAGCACCAAAGUGGGAACAUGGUGGUGCCGAAGCAAAUGGGCUCGGGCCAAGAAAAUAAUAAAAUGGGCUUGGGUUUGCAGAACAACCAUGGCCAUUUGAAGCCCGUAGAGCCCGGUCCCGGCGACAUCAAACCCGUCGUCAUCACUACUGUUCCAGGUCCAGUUACUCCCACCUCCGGCGGCGGCGCCGCCGUGUCCCACCACGGCGGUGUUAAUGGCGGCGGCGGCCAUUUUCGCGGUGGGUUUUGUAACGACUACGCGCUGAAAGAAACAAGCCCUCACCUUGGCGGUUUGAACAACGACAAAACAACCUCCACCUAUGACCUCGUCGAGCAAAUGCAGUACUUGUACGUCAGAAUCGUCAAGGCCAGAGAUAUCUCCGUCUUUGGCGGCGGCGGCGAAGUGGUGGCGGAGGUGAAACUCGGCAACUACAAAGGCAUAACAAAGAGGGUUUCUUCGGGGCACGCAGAAUGGGACCAAGUCUUCGCCUUUUCCAAAGACACCAUACAGUCCUCCGUGGUCGAGGUUUUCGUGAAGGAGAACAACAACAAAGACGAUUUCUUGGGCCGUGUUUGGUUCGAUCUUAACGAAGUCCCCAAACGGGCCCCGCCCGACAGCCAGCUGGCGCCGCAAUGGUACAGAAUGGAGGACAAGAAAGGCGACAGAUCAAAUCCCAAAUGCAGUGAACUCAUGGUCGCUAUAUGGUUCGGUACUCAAGCAGACGAAGCCUUCGCCGAGGCGUGGCAUUCCAAAGCAGCAAACGUGCAUUUGGACGGUCUGUGUUCGAUUAAAUCGAAAGUGUACCUCUCCCCAAAACUAUGGUAUUUGAGGGUUGGUGUCAUCGAGGCACAAGAUGUGCUAUUAGGUGACAAAGGGGCUUCCAUGAACAUGAUGAGGUACCCCGAGCUUUUCGCCAAAGUACAAGUCGGAAACCAAGUUUUACGUACUCGAAUCGCAUCGCCCACAGCUAGCCGGAGCCUUGCUAACCCUACUUGGAACGAGGACUUGCUCUUUGUAGUCCCUGAGCCUUUUGAGGACUAUUUGUUGAUCUCGGUUGAGGACCGUUUGGCACCUAAUAGAGACGAGCUAGUCGGGCGGGUCAUUUUGCCCAUUGGAAAUAUCGAGAGGCGGUUCGACGACAAGUUUGUUGUUUCUAGAUGGUACAAUCUCGAGACCCACGAAUCGAAAUCCGCGGUUCGGUUCGCCUCAAGGAUCCACCUUCGUGCUUCGCUCGAAGGUGGUUACCAUGUUCUCGAUGAGGCUACAAUGUACAGUAGUGAUGUUAGGCCCACUGCAAAGCAGCUGUGGAAGCCACACAUUGGUGUUCUUGAAGUUGGUAUAUUAGGUGCCACCAAUCUCAUGCCAAUGAAGAUUAAAGAAGGGAAAGGAGGGUCCACCGACGCUUACUGCGUGGCCAAGUACGGGCAGAAAUGGGUCCGGACAAGGACUGUGGUCGACAGUUUGGCUCCGAAGUGGAACGAGCAGUACACUUGGGAAGUUUUUGAUCCGUGCACGGUUAUCUCAAUAGGGCUUUUUGAUAAUUCACGGGUCGACAAGAGUCCAACGGGCCGGGAUACACGGAUCGGAAAGAUCAGGAUCCGUUUGUCGACCCUCGAAACUGACAAGGUCUACACCCAUGCGUAUCCAUUGUUGAUGCUGCAUCCAUCAGGUGUUAAGAAAAUGGGGGAGCUUCAUUUGGCAGUUCGGUUUUCAUGCGCGAACAUGUUCAAUGUGCUGCAUAUGUAUUCAAUGCCUUUGCUGCCGAAGAUGCACUAUGUGCAGCCGUUGUCCGUCAGCCAGCUGGACGGUUUGAGGUACCAAGCCAUGAACGUGGUCUCGUCAAGGCUGAGCCGGUCCGAGCCACCGUUGGGGAGGGAAGUGGUUGAGUACAUGCUGGACCACGAUAGCCACAUGUGGAGCAUGAGAAAGAGCAAGGCUAAUUUCCUUAGGCUCACGAGCGUUUUGUCUUGGUUUGUUGCUAUGACUAGGUUGGUGGAGACUCUGAUGACGUGGCGCAAGCCGGUGUACUCCACUUUGUUCUUGAUUGUUUUUACAGUGCUUGUUUUGGUGCCGGAGCUCAUAAUCCCGUGUGGGCUGCUCACGUUGGCUACGAUGGGGAUGUGGCGGUACCGGUGUAGGCCACGCCACCCGCCCCACAUGGACACUCGGCUCUCGUACGCAGAGAGCGUCCAUCCGGAUGAGCUGGAUGAGGAGUUCGAUUCGUUCCCGACGAAUCGGACGGCUGAGAUCGUUCGGAUGAGGUAUGACCGGCUCAGGAGUGUGGCGGGGAGGAUACAGACGGUUGUUGGUGACAUGGCGACUCAGGGGGAGAGGUUUCAGGCUUUGCUGAGCUGGCGGGACCCGAGGGCGACUUUCUUGUUUGUGAUUCUUUGCUUGAUAGCUGCCUUUGGAUUCUACUUGGUGCCGAUUAGAUGGGUGGUGACUUUUGGGGGUUGGUGGUAUUUGAGGCCACCCAAGUUUAGGAACAAGUUGCCUUCGAGCGUUGUUUGCUUCUUCAAGAGGCUGCCCACAAAUGCAGAUAGCAUGUUGUAGAAUAUGGCGCAGGGUAGGGUGUUUAGAAUCUGCACAGUAGGGGGUUUUAUCGGACUUGUGUUUGUUUGUAGGUUUAUUAUCUAAGGUUGUCUUUUGUAGGAGGGGUUGAUGGUUUUUCUUUGUAGGGUUAAGGUUGGUAAGUGUAACGCUAUAUGCGUUACUACUGUCGGAACUGAUGAAUUAUUUCAAUGUCUAUUAUGUCUUUCGUGGUCGUACUUUUCGACCUAGU
Molecule: messenger RNA, 3372 nt
Organism: Erythranthe guttata (spotted monkey flower)
Lineage: Eukaryota; Viridiplantae; Streptophyta; Magnoliopsida; Lamiales; Phrymaceae
Product: C2 calcium/lipid-binding plant phosphoribosyltransferase family protein
Source: RefSeq, a predicted model, not a curated record